Molecule: messenger RNA, 885 nt
Organism: Penicillium alfredii
Lineage: Eukaryota; Fungi; Ascomycota; Eurotiomycetes; Eurotiales; Aspergillaceae
Product: putative beta-1,6-glucan biosynthesis protein (Knh1)
Exons: 4
Coding region: 1-885 (294 amino acids)
Biological process (GO): cell wall biogenesis; (1->6)-beta-D-glucan biosynthetic process; fungal-type cell wall organization
Cellular component (GO): extracellular region
Source: RefSeq, a predicted model, not a curated record
AUGAAACUCCAUCAAAUAUUCCUUGUCCUUGUCGUUCUUUUGACGGCCGUCUACGCCCAAAUCACCUCGAGUGGUUUGACCUUCGAUGGCGGCGAUGUAGUGACUCUUGCUUGGGCUUUGGAGGGCGACGGCUCUACGAAAUAUGAUUUCUACCUCUGUGCCGGCGACGAGACAACCAAUUCAUAUGAAUCACUGGCACGAGUCAUCAAGGAUGGCACCUUCGCGUCGGGGGACCUGGUGUCAUUCCGAGCGGACCAGAAUAUCGGCGGGAAUGAGCCGAAUGCAUAUUUCUUGAAGAUUGUUUCUUCGGGAUCCAACGGAUCCUGGUCUGGCAUCACCUCCCAUUUCACCCUGACGAACAUGAAGGGCUCGUUCUCGGCCAAAGUGUUGGAGGCCAUCAAGACUAUGAAGCCCGCCAUUGGUCUUCCUUGGUCCUCUUUCGGCGGUGACCAUCUGCUCGAGGCCGAGGUACCCACUAGUCACAAUGCAUCGGCCGCUGAGGGCUUUCUUCGUGAAGAAGUGACCGAAUCAGUCUUGCAAUUUCCCACCCCCAUUGUCGAAUCUGAGAUUGAGCGCAAUGAACUGCGCAAACGACAGGCCAUCGGUGCACACACCAUUCCUUAUGGUGAGCAGACUGGCCCAACGCGGUAUGCUCCGGUGCCCAAGAGAGCCGGCACCACCAUCGCAGACAGAUCAGCCACGCCUCAAUAUCCGCCGUUCCCGUUCUCCGUGGCAACCGAGUAUCUUCCUGCCCCGACCGUCUCAACAACGGAGAUGGCUUAUUUGACCUGGACAACGCACAGCAUCGAAAACACGGCUGCCCCUGCGGCUGCACCCACGCUGGACAAGCGAAUGCAGCGAUGGCUGGAACGUUGGAAGGAUUAA